Molecule: messenger RNA, 2337 nt
Organism: Salmo salar (Atlantic salmon)
Lineage: Eukaryota; Metazoa; Chordata; Actinopteri; Salmoniformes; Salmonidae
Gene: elov7
Product: Elongation of very long chain fatty acids protein 7
Biological process (GO): fatty acid elongation, polyunsaturated fatty acid; sphingolipid biosynthetic process; fatty acid elongation, saturated fatty acid
Cellular component (GO): endoplasmic reticulum; endoplasmic reticulum membrane
Molecular function (GO): fatty acid elongase activity
Source: RefSeq, marked provisional
GACUUGGAGGGCAGCAGUACCAGUCACACUUUGUCAGUUUGCUCUCUCUCUCUCUAACUCACUCCCCCUCUCCCUCCUCUCUUUCUCUUUGUCCCUCCCUCUCUCUCCAUAUCUCUCCCUCGACUGCUGUCCUGGCCCUUCUCUCCAUCAGGACAGGGAGAGCUAGCAAGCUGUCCUCUGCGGUGAACGGGACUUGGCGUCCACACUGGCAUCCAUUAGCCCGCUCUGAGGAGAACAGGACAUUUACCACAGCAACGACGAGGUGAUUGUGUAGUGGUACCACAGGGGGAAGCUAGUCAAAAUGCUUCAGGACAUUGGUGCUAGAGCCAUGGAGGUCUACGAAUUCCUCUUGAAGGGAACAGACCCGCGAUUGUGGGGCUACCCACUCAUGCAGAGUCCGGUGAACAUGACGGCCAUCUUGCUGACCUACAUCUUCUUCGUGCUAGUCGCUGGGCCUCGCUUCAUGGCCAACCGCAAGCCCUUCCAGCUCAAGGAGGCCAUGAUCGCCUACAACUUUACCAUGGUGGCGAUGUCAACCUUUAUUGUCUAUGAGUUCUUGAUGUCUGGCUGGGCCACAACAUACACAUGGAGAUGUGACGCAAUUGAUUACUCAGACAGCCCCCAAGGCCUUAGAAUGGUUCGAGUGGCCUGGUUAUUCUUGUUCUCCAAAUUCAUUGAGCUCUUGGACACGGUAAGACUUCAGAUUAUUUCCCUUAGAUUUGGUGUCUCUCCCUCUGUUCACAUUGAGGUGAUCAUCGCUGUAUUUGACCUUCCACUCUUUGGGUCAGGUGUUCUUCGUUCUGAGGAAGAAACAUGGCCAGAUCACCUUCCUGCACGUCUUCCACCACUCCUUCAUGCCCUGGACCUGGUGGUGGGGCGUCAGCUUCGCUCCCGGUCAGUCCACACUACUGCCUGGCCUUCUACGAGUCAACUGGAAUACUAGUUCAACUUUUGACAUUUAAAAAAGAAAACAUUUAUCGUCAUGUUACCGCCUGGUAUUGUAAUACUGGGUGUGUGAAAUGUUGGGAAGACAAUUCCACUUGAAGUAGACAAACUAUUGGAGGAAAUUGAGCCUUUUCAAUUAAAGUGUAGUAGUCCAAAGGUUCAUGCCUUCUAAAAUUGUGUUUGUGUUACCCGUGAUGACAUGCUUACCCCAGAAGGAAUCCCGAAACAAAAUAAAUGACUGUCAUGUAUUAGCUGUUAAUACAGACCACAAACUGCUCAUCACCCAUUCAUUCAUGAAUUUAAAGAAACUCUUAGUAGAAAGGUAUUUUGUUGGUGGAUCCAGUGGAAUGUGGGCAGGGUUGGUUUGAAGUGUUCUGUGUGUUUUACCCCAGGGGGAAUGGGCUCUUUCCAUGCCAUGGUGAAUUCCAUCGUCCACAUCAUCAUGUACUCCUACUACGGCCUGUCUGCGGCUGGACCACAAUUCCAGAAGUUCCUCUGGUGGAAGAAGUACAUGACCGCCAUCCAGCUGGUUCAGUUUGUGAUGGUGUCCCUUCACGCCACCCAGUAUUACUUCAUGAAGAGCUGUGACUACCAGGUCCCCCUGUUCAUCCACCUCAUCUGGAUGUAUGGCACCUUCUUCUUUGUGCUCUUCUCCAACUUCUGGUACCAGGCUUACGUAAAGGGCAAGAGGUUGCCCAAGCAGGAUACCAAGCCCAGCCUCAAUGGCAAGGCCAACGGGACCACCUUGGUCGCCAAUGGUAAAUACCAUGAGAACAGUACCAGCAAUGGCACCAGCAACAGUUCCAGUCACCACAAAAAUGGCAGUGCCCAUGCGGGCAAGAUGAAGAAGUCCUAGGAUCUUCGGAAAAGAACACCCAAGACGCAUGAACAUGAGAUCCCGCACAAACUACCAUGGAUUCCAAAGAAUGUUUUGGUUAUGUUUAUUUUCUGAUCGUUAAGUUUUAUUCCGCACAACAACCCGGGGAAAUGACGUGGUCAAUGAUUUCCUCAGUUGGGGCCCCACAUUAACCGUUUUUUUCUUUAUACUGGGAAACUAACUAUGGAACACAAUGUAUGAAGAGAAGACAUGUUAUUAUGACCUAAUGUUAUCUUCACUGAUGUUGCCAAUGAAGACAGUUCCCAUGAAAGGUUACAUACUGUACGUACAUGUGCGCACAAACACUCCUACACCCACUACUCACCUGUCGCCAUCCGAUCAUGUCCCUCUGACCCCCUGUGGACAGAUGACACUGUACAGUUUCUAUCAUCAAACCUGAACACACCUUUGUAAAUAGUUUUACUGUCAAAAACAACUAAUGAUAUUGGUAUGCUUUAGAAUUUUGUUACUUUAUCUAUGUUAAAUUAAAUACCAAUAAAUUACAUUUUAAGUAA